AUGAUCUGGUUAAGAAGAUAUAUGCGUAUACCUCAAGAGUUGAGACCGUCUGAAAUAUUUAAGCAGAGUUCUUUAUCACCUAGUAAAAUCUUAUUGCAGAUUUUCUUGUUACAAAUAUUUUAUUAUCUGACGGCCUAUUCUUUAUUUUACGCAUGGGCUAUUUUAUCUGGUUAUGAAUUUGAGGCUUCUAAGUGGUUGUUUUCGUGGGAGCUGAUUGAUUUUUCUAAUUCUUUUGGCAUAGUUUUAUCAGGGUUGUGGCUAUUUGAUGCAUUGAUCUGUGUUUUAUUUUUGACGGUAAUUGUUGGACGUAGUAAGUUGGCGUGGGAUUUUGCAGUGACAAUACAUGCUAUUAAUUUAAUUAUUGUUUGGUUUCAUACUAAGGAACUGCCUUCGUUCUCAUGGUUUUUUUUACAACUCUGUUCAAGCCUGAUCUUAGUUUUCUUGGGUACCUGGACGACUAGGUGGAAGGAGUUGAGAGAUACAUAUUUUGACGGGUUACUUGAUGGAGAAACGUUCAGUAGUGGUAUGGGGGAGUCCUCGUAUAAUCCAAGUGGGCAGGAACAGCAACAGUUUGAGAUGAAGGAUUUGGAGGCCCAAAAAUAA
Eremothecium cymbalariae DBVPG#7215 is the source of this 603-nucleotide messenger RNA. RefSeq names its product Sys1p (gene SYS1). Lineage: Eukaryota; Fungi; Ascomycota; Saccharomycetes; Saccharomycetales; Saccharomycetaceae. The transcript has a single exon. Gene Ontology annotation, cellular component: trans-Golgi network; Golgi membrane. Gene Ontology annotation, biological process: Golgi to plasma membrane protein transport; Golgi to endosome transport; protein localization to Golgi apparatus. Bases 1 to 603 code for a protein of 200 amino acids. The record is from RefSeq and is a predicted model, not a curated record.